AUGGCUCCCCGCGGGUCGCUGCUGCUGCUGGCGCUGCUGCUGCUCAGCUGUGCCCUGCCCCGCGCCCCCGCCCAGCACUGGUCCCACGGCUGGUAUCCGGGGGGCAAGCGGGACCUCCGGACCCCCCCGAACCUCCAGGUCCCGGCCCCUCUCGGGCGCUGCCGCCCUCCCCCGUGUCCCCCCCGUCGGGAGGAUCCUCUGCCGGGGCCCGCGCUGCUCCCCUGACCGGACCCAUCGACCCACGCGGGAGCGAGCCGGGACCACCCCGCGGAGAAUAAAGGGGCUGGGGG
Chiroxiphia lanceolata (lance-tailed manakin) is the source of this 290-nucleotide messenger RNA. RefSeq names its product progonadoliberin-2. Gene Ontology annotation, cellular component: extracellular region. Bases 1 to 225 code for a protein of 74 amino acids. The record is from RefSeq and is a predicted model, not a curated record. The transcript is spliced from 3 exons. NCBI's taxonomy places the organism in Eukaryota, Metazoa, Chordata, Aves, Passeriformes, Pipridae. Gene Ontology annotation, biological process: multicellular organism development. Gene Ontology annotation, molecular function: hormone activity.